AUGUCAUCAUUAGAACAAAUUAAUUUAAUCCGUUCAAUAGAAAGACUCGAAUUAAUGGAAAUGUUAGAACAUUUAGAACAUUUAGAAGUAAUGGAAUUAAUGGAAUUAAUGGAAUUAAUGGAUAUAUCGGAUAUAAUGAAAAUGAACGAAUUAAUGGAUAUAAUUGAAUUAAAUGAAAUAAUGGAUAUAAUGGAUGAAGUUGAAAUGUUGGAAAUAUUAGAUAUCAUUGAAAUAUAUUCAAUUAUCAAUUUUUAUUAA
Messenger RNA from Diversispora eburnea, 258 nucleotides. The record is from the annotation of a GenBank genome assembly. Lineage: Eukaryota; Fungi; Glomeromycota; Glomeromycetes; Diversisporales; Diversisporaceae.